Messenger RNA from Homalodisca vitripennis (glassy-winged sharpshooter), 721 nucleotides. Its product is annotated as RRP15-like protein. The record is from RefSeq and is a predicted model, not a curated record. Lineage: Eukaryota; Metazoa; Arthropoda; Insecta; Hemiptera; Cicadellidae. The annotation marks the transcript as partial. The transcript has 5 exons.
CAACUACUUCUUGAAAACGAUAAAUUAUGGUGGAAAAAAAAUGUCCAACAUCGGAUUCAGGAGAAAGAGCUUAGGCGAAUCAGAAUCGGACUUGCAAGAAGAUGUGGACCAUAUGGAUACAAGUGGUAGUGAAGACAACGAUGGUAAUGAAUCUGUUCAACCUGAAAAAUCUAAAGAAAACCUGGCAUGGGCAGAUGCAAUGUCAAAAAUUUUAAAAACAAACAAACCAAAGAGGAGAAAAACUAUAGUGCUGUCCAGAGCAAAAAGAGCGAACCAGGUCAAAAGUGAUGAAGUAAAGGAAGAAAAAUUAGAUUUUGAGAUUGAAGGAGAUGGUUCAGUUGCUGUCAAAAUAGAACAGUCGGCAGACUCUUGUGAAAUAAAGGAGGAAAGCCUUACGAAGCGAUUUAAAAGAAAAAAGAAUGGGCUUCUAAAGGACACGUUAAGCCAACCGUCUUGGAGAAGGACAGAGAAAAAGUAUUACAGAAAGUUGCUACAAGAGGAGUGGUGCAGUUGUUCAAUCGCAGUCCGGCGAACACCAGAAAACUCUGGAGAAGGACUUGGGGGAAAAGAUGCAGGACCCAUUGAACACAAGAAGGAACCAAAGUUCUCAAGUCAUUGGGACAAUAAGCGAGCGUUCUUGGGAAUGUUCUUGAUGGGACCAAUCGAAAAGUCCAACCAGUUAGCAACCUUAUUCCCCAAGGAAGUAAAAAAAGAGGCAAAA